Scaptodrosophila lebanonensis is the source of this 1223-nucleotide messenger RNA. It is a transcript of the gene Reg-2, whose product is annotated as rhythmically expressed gene 2 protein. NCBI's taxonomy places the organism in Eukaryota, Metazoa, Arthropoda, Insecta, Diptera, Drosophilidae. The record is from RefSeq and is a predicted model, not a curated record. Bases 235 to 1011 code for a protein of 258 amino acids. The transcript has 3 exons.
UAGUUGGCCGGCUCUGAUCUCAUUCGCAACAGUGGAGCGCGCGUGUGCGUGUUUGUUCAAUCAGCAAGUGGUUCCUCAGUCCAUCAGUUAAUCAGUCAGCCGAUCCGAUCCGAAACGAUUCGAAUCGAAUUGAUCUGUAGGAGUCGCGUUAUCAAGUUCGGCGACACACAGCGAUCUACUAUUAAAAUUGUUUCAAAGCUCAACAACUCAUCACAUACUCGCAGAUACGAUACGAUGCGUAGCCUGAAGCGCUUCCGUCUGAUCACGUUCGAUGUCACAAACACAUUACUCCAGUUUCGGACGACCAAGGGGAAGCAAUAUGGGGAUAUUGGCGCACUCUUUGGUGUGCGCUGCGACGACAGCAAGCUGGUGAAAAAUUUCAAGGCCAACUGGUACAAAAUGAAUCAGGCUUAUCCCAAUUUUGGACGCGAAAUAAAGCCACAAAUGGAGUGGCAGCAGUGGUGGCGAAUACUGAUAGCGGACACAUUUGAGGACAGCGGUGCGGCGAUACCUGCGGAAAAACUGAACGAUUUCUCCAAUCAUUUGAUCGAACUCUACCAGACAACCAUGUGCUGGGAGCCAUGCAAUGGCAGUGUCGAUUUACUCAAGCAAAUCCGCAAAACGGAGCCACAAAUCAAGCUGGGCGUUAUAGCCAACUUCGAUCCGAGACUGAAUGUGCUGCUUAAGAACACAAAGAUGGAUCAGUAUUUGGAUUUCGCCAUCAAUUCCUAUGAGGUUAAGGCCGAGAAGCCCAGCAAGGUGAUCUUCGAGCGCGCCCUCAUCGAGUCCAAGCUUCCCAAUAUUAAGCCGCAGGAAUGUUUGCACAUCGGCGACGGACCCACAACAGAUUAUUUGGCGGCAAAGCAAGCCGGCUGGAAUGCUCUGCUGGUGCAUGAGAAGAGUGUCCGCUAUUUGGCGGAGAAAUAUGGCGACGAUAUUCAAAGGAAUCACGUCUUUCCCAGUUUUUAUGAUUUUCAGAAAAAACUGAACAGCGACUCAGUCGUUUGGUAGGCGGGCCCAAACAAAUUUCUAGUGAAUGCUCACAAUUUAAAAGUCCCUCAAAUUAGAGCUGAAAGCACUAAUUUGCAAUAGGAAUGUUUUGUCAUUGUUGUUUUAUAUUUUUAUAGCGCAAUUUAAGAAAUUAGUAAUAAUUAGUGACGCUUUGUACAUUAAAAACAAAAGAGAAAACAAACAUGAAAACAAAUAAAAAGCAUUUCAAAAUA